UUUAGAUUUUGUGCAUACAGUCGAUAGAUCAAACUUCUCAAUGGCAACACUUUCGAUAGCGAUCAAUGAUCAUAACACCAAACUUGUGUAUCAUUACCUGGCCUCUUCAGUUUGUGACAUAAAUGUUCAGGAAUCCAGUAGUGAGAAUUCUUCCUUGACACUAUCAGACGGAACAAAUAUCUCGGGUUCAAGUUCGAUCAUUAAAUAUUUAACCGAGAAUUUUGGAAAAAAUUCUAUCGGUGCUAAGGAUCCUGGUGACGUUACUGAGGCUGGUUUGUCCACACAUCAACGCUUUGGAGUUCCUAAUUUGACGCGUUGGUUUGACUUCAUUCAGCACACUGCUACCGUAGAGUCAGGCCCUCGUUGUGAAUUAAAUAUUGUUGAAAUUGAUUUGAAUGCUCCCAAGAUCGUCAAGGCGAUUGAACCGAAGAGAACCAAAUCCGAUAAGCCGAGAGCUAGUGAUCAAGGCCCAAUAACCGAAUCUCCACCCUCAAAGCAGAAAGCCACAAAGAAGUCAGAUAAAAAAGAUCAAAAGAAGGAGUCUGGUGAUGUGGUUGAUACAAAUGCUGCCGGAUCUUUGUCGUCGGUUUCUCCACGCAUGCUCGAUUUACGGGUUGGGCAUAUCAUAAAAGCUGAGAAACAUCCUGACGCGGACUCCUUGUAUGUUGAGCAGAUCGAUGUUGGCGAGGCGGAUCCGAGGACAGUAGUUAGUGGAUUGGUUAAACAUAUUCCAAUAGAUCAAAUUCAAGAUCGUGAUGUGGUCCUGCUAUGCAACUUGAAACCAGCAGCAAUGCGUGGUAUCAAGUCAUUUGCGAUGGUGCUUGCGGCGACCUCGGCAGAGGGUAAAGUUGAACUCGUUGAACCACCAGAAGGUUCAAAACCAGGUGACCGAGUGUAUUUCGAGGGAUCGGUCAAUAAUUUUUGUUUCAAAUAUUCGCAAGGUUCCCCCGAGCCAUUAUUGAACCCCAAGAAGAAAAUUUGGGAGACCUUGCAACCGGGAUUAAUAACAACGACAGAAAAAGUGGCAUCCUGGGUCAAUCAAGAGACCAAAGGUGUUCAUUUGCUAAGAACCCAGAGUGGCCUUUGUACUGUGCCCAGUGUUGUGCACGCUACAAUAAAGUAG
Messenger RNA from Acaulospora colombiana, 1123 nucleotides. Lineage: Eukaryota; Fungi; Glomeromycota; Glomeromycetes; Diversisporales; Acaulosporaceae. The record is from the annotation of a GenBank genome assembly.